Messenger RNA from Orbicella faveolata, 1667 nucleotides. RefSeq lists its product as uncharacterized. Lineage: Eukaryota; Metazoa; Cnidaria; Anthozoa; Scleractinia; Merulinidae. The record is from RefSeq and is a predicted model, not a curated record.
AUGCAUCGUGAGGGACUUUUGUUGAUGGCCUUAUCGAUGACGAUGAAAAAAGCACUAAGAAUUAGGCUGCCACAUGUCUUUCUGCGAUUUAAAAAGAAAAGAUCUUUUUCCGCACGUGAAAACAAUGAAGUGAUAUUUUUCCACUUUUUAGGAAUCACUUGUGACACAAGCGACUGGCCGCCUCCAAGUAAUGGACAGAUAUCCUCACCUUGUAACAGUCAUUCACAGGUGCACUCUCGCACUUAUUGCACGGUCACUUGUAAUCAUGGCUUUAAACUAAGCGGAUCUUCAGGCUCUGUUUGCGGUAGUGAUGGAGAAUGGGCUCCUAGGACGACCGCAAACUGCCAAGUUCACGAGUGCCAAGCCUUAAGUGCCCCGGACAAUGGCCAAAUCAGUCCUGAUAUUUGUAAAACAAAACCUCUCCAUGGUCAAGUAUGUUCUUACGGAUGUAGCCCAGGCUACGCACGCAUUGGGACUAGUUCAAGCACUUGUGACAAUGGUUACUGGACGCAAGGUGGAUUUUACUGCCAAGACAACGAAGCACCCUCGUUUGGUGAAACCUGUCCAUCUGCACAAAGUGUUUUCGCGGAUGAAGGGAAAACCUCAGCCACAGUAAUCUGGGGAAUUGUUACAGCCACAGAUAACGAUCAGUCUAAUGUUACUGUGUCUCCUGAAGUGACGUCACCACACGUCUUUUCUGAGGGAAGUCAUACCGUGGUCUACACUGCUACAGAUCCAUCAGGAAACACGAAACUCUGCUACUUCCAUGUAACUGUUCAAGUUCUUCGAUGUCCUGUGCUGUUUGCACCAGCAAACGGCAGACUGGAGAAUGCGGCCUGUGGAAAUGUCUAUGGACGUGUCUGCCGCUUAGCGUGUUACAAGGGGUAUGAAUUGAGGGGAUCUAUUGAGAGAAAGUGCGACAGGAUAGCAGGUACAAAUGUGGUACAAUGGACAGGAAAUACAACUUUUUGUGAGGCUGUUCAAUGUCCACCUCUGAAUACUUCCGACCACGCCAUUCAGUCCGGGUACGGCUGCAGUGGACCAAGCUCUAGCUACAGCACAUCCUGCUUUUUCAGUUGCAUGUUGGGAUACGAGGUUGUAGGGGGAUCACAGAAAAGAACUUGUUUGGAAACUGGACAGUGGAGUGGGACCGAACUUCAGUGCCAAGGUAGGUGGAAUGAUUUCUGUUUGUAAGAAAUGCGAUUGCUUUCUGUUAACUAUUUACACAUAAGUCUUUACCAAAUACAGUUCAACCUCUCUAAUACGGACACCGUAGGGACAGAGCGAAGUUUCUGUAGUAGAGAGGUGUCCGUUUUAAAAGGCCACUAUGAUGACUUCACUUUUAAGUCUCCACUGACAGUUUAGAGUGUCAAGUAACUAAAAUCAGGCCCAAAAGUGACAUGUUCUGGUUCUGGUAUCGCUGAAUGAGAAAGUGUCAAUGUUUGUGUAACCGCCGACAGGAAAUGGUACACACCGCAAAUUAUUGACACCUAGUCCUCCACCUGUAUGAAUUUGUUUCGUAGGACCAAGAUUUAGUGUCCGUUGUCCGUUUUAGAGAGGGUCCGAAUUAUAGAAGUUGUUUUUAGAGGAAAUGUACCAGAAUUUUGUCGGUAAAUAGGAAACGGUCCGUAUCAGAGAGGUGUCCGUAUGGAGAGGUUCGAUUGUAC